Molecule: messenger RNA, 1808 nt
Organism: Sitophilus oryzae (rice weevil)
Lineage: Eukaryota; Metazoa; Arthropoda; Insecta; Coleoptera; Curculionidae
Gene: BBS1
Product: Bardet-Biedl syndrome 1 protein homolog
Exons: 10
Coding region: 27-1808 (593 amino acids)
Biological process (GO): protein localization to cilium; non-motile cilium assembly
Cellular component (GO): axoneme; centrosome; BBSome
Molecular function (GO): patched binding; smoothened binding
Source: RefSeq, a predicted model, not a curated record
CAAAAGUAUCUGCAAAUGUUACGAAUAUGAGUAGAAGCGAACUUAGUGUAUCAAGAUGGCUAGAAGCUCAUACAGAUCGCGGAGCAGGACUAACAACGUUGCCACGUAAUGCCAUUUUGACCGACAUCGUGGGAAAUGGAGACUACCACUUGGUUAUUACAGAUCUGAAACUUGAUAAUGAUACCAAAUCCAGAUUGAAAGUGUACAAGGGCACACUGAUGACACACGAUCAGGCAUUAUCAAACACACCUAACUCAGUGAUAAGCUUUUAUGCUGACUUGAAUGAACCAAGAAUACCAGUUGUUGGUGUGGCAUGUGGAUCAGAGCUUUUUCUCUAUAAGAACCUAAAACCCUUUUAUAAAUGUAAAGUACCAUCUUGUCCUUUAUCAGAACAAGAAUCGGAACUAUGGAAGACUUUAAUGGAAAAACAAGAUUUUAAUAGUGAAGAUAUUAUUAAGGAACUUAAAAAAAUUCCUUUUUCUUUACUUAGCUCCAGGUCACAGCACAUACUAAACCUAGAAUCUCCACUUAAAAUAGAGGAGUAUAUCAGGAAGUAUAUAAAUAGUAUGCCUACAAAAGAGAAUGUUAUAACCUGCAUGAGUACUAUAGAAAAAACAACUCACGACAAAUACUCUGUGAAUUGUCCAAUCAUCGGGACAGAGUUUGGAAAUAUUUAUAUAUUAGAUCCUCAAAAUUUCAGCAUAUUGCAUCAGGCAAACACUUGUAAUGUUAAAGCAACCCCGUUUAUUAUAGAAUGCUCUGGAUUGUAUGAUAUAGAGUUCAGAAUAAUUGUGGCUUGUAGAGAGGGCUACAUAUGCAUUUUAAGAAAAGGUUGGCUUGAGGGGAAAUCUUUGAUCCAAAUCACUAAUGACAUUGUUGACAUGGUUUUAAUACCGGGAGAUAAUUUUAUAACAGUUGCUACAGCGGAUAAGGGUUUGCAUUGUUAUACAAAAAGGGGCCAAAAAUUGUGGUCCGCGACAACUACAAAUUCCAUAACAUGUCUGUGCUUAGUGCCUCUGGAUCAUAUCAACAUGUACAUGGUAGCUGUGGGUAUGAAGAAUGGACUAAUCCAUUUAUACCAUGGAAGACAUUUGACUGAUUUCACUGUUGCUCCUGACACACCAUCGGUCAUAGUUUUUGGACCAGUGGGACAGGAAGAAAAUGUCAUGGUUAUUGUAACUAUGGGUGGGACAAUAAGUUUCAAAAUACUGAAACGGACAGCUGAUUUUUCUAAUAGAAAUCACGAAAGCGUGCCUGUAUUGCAAGGAAAGCCAUUACCUUUGCCCAAAAGGAGUAAACUAUUUCUGGAACAGAGUCUGCGCGAAAGACAGAGCGCUGUAGAAAUACAUCAAACUUUUCAGCAAGAUCUUCUGAGGCUUCGAUUGACCACGGCACGAGCUUUGGUUCAGAAUCUGAGUGACCAGUCUGGGGUUGGAAAUGAAAAAGAAAAUAUAAAGUUAUCGGCACAGGUUUUGGGUUUGGGACCAAAAUUUACCGUCAUCUUAACCUUAGAGAACAUAAAUCCUAACAAGGUUUUGACAGGAUUGUCUGUGACAUUCCAUUCGAAUCCAAUUUUUUACACCUUGACAACAUAUAUCAUUACAGUCCCUUUAAUACCGCCAAGUUUAUCAUACAAAAUGGAAACUCGCGUACAGGAAACUAUGAGUGAAACUUCUUCGGAAACAAGUGUAGCGGAACUUGAACCUGCAGGUGUCAAAGUUAUUAGGGUUUUUGUAACAAGGUACGACCAUCCUAGACCCAUUUUGGCAGCUACAAUCAACAUGCCACCCACAGAAUUUAUGGUCUAA